Molecule: messenger RNA, 2121 nt
Organism: Lodderomyces theae
Lineage: Eukaryota; Fungi; Ascomycota; Pichiomycetes; Serinales; Debaryomycetaceae
Product: Zn(II)2Cys6 transcription factor
Exons: 1
Coding region: 1-2121 (706 amino acids)
Biological process (GO): DNA-templated transcription; positive regulation of transcription from RNA polymerase II promoter by galactose
Cellular component (GO): nucleus
Molecular function (GO): RNA polymerase II cis-regulatory region sequence-specific DNA binding; zinc ion binding; DNA-binding transcription factor activity, RNA polymerase II-specific
Source: RefSeq, a predicted model, not a curated record
AUGGCUGCCAACAACAAAAUUGGUAAAGACGCCACGACCAGCAAACGUUCAAGAGUGAAUUUGGCAUGCAACAGAUGUCGUGAAAGGAAAACCAAAUGCGACGGUGGAAAACCUUGUGCAACAUGUGCUAAACGCAAUGCCGGUUGUGUCUAUGGAACAAAGUACGCUAGAGCUAAUGUUACGGUCGAGUAUGUCAGAGAGUUGGAAGAGAGGUUGGGUAUAGCUUCGACUCAAUCCAUUAUGCCUCCCAGUAUCAGCAACACGAUCUCGUCCGAGCGUGGGUAUUCAAUGCAACAAAAUCUCAAUGGAAGCAUACCACCCCCGCUACAAGGUUCAACUUAUCAGCAUCGUCGUCAAGAGUCGGUUGCAAAUGCUACACAGAGUGAAGCCACCGGUGUUACCCCGUCAAGCUCCAUAAAUACCACCAAUUCUACCUCCAGUGUGUUCAGAAGCUCAAAAGAUUCCACUAGUGCAAUGGGUGCAGGAGAUAUGGCCAAACACAAGGGAAAAGACAGAGAUUACUAUGGAUCUUCAGCUGCAAUAUCGUUUAUGAACAAUCUAUCAAGCAUCAUCGAUAAAUCUGAUACAGAGAAUGAUGAGACAGAAACUUUCUACAAGAUGUCUCGAUCUGAUCCAAUGACGACAGUUGCAGUUGCUGACUUGGAGCUCCCGCCUAGAGCUCUUGCUGACCUCUGUGUCCAAAACUACUUUGAAUUUGCCUACACUUUGUACCCAUUUGUGCACAAACCAACAUUCAUGGCCACUUACAACUCAUUAUGGGGAGAUGAAGAAUCUGGAGUUGAUGAAUUGUUCUACUCAAUUGUCAAUGUGAUAUUUGCAUUUGGCUGCCAAUUGGCUCCCGCUUUUCAAAAUAUGGAGGACAAUUCUGACAUAUAUUUUGAAAGAUCACAAAGAUAUCUUCGAUUUCACUUGAUGGACAGUGGCUCGGUCUUGUUGGUGCAAGCUCUAUUACUCAAUGGUCAAUUCUUACAGGCAAGUUCUGGCCUGGCCGGCUGUUGGAACAUUGUGGGGUUAGCCAUUAGAAUUGCACAAGGGUUGGGAUUGCAUCAGGACCAAAACUAUGCUUCCACAAAGAGUCUCAUCGAGAGGGAGAUUAGGAAAAGAUUAUGGCAGGGUUGCUUGUUAAUGGAUAGAAUUGUGUCCAUGACUUUGGGAAGACCAAUGAUGGUGGUGCAGAAUUCUGAGCAAGGAGAAGUACCAUUAUGUUUGGAUGACGAGUACAUCAAGGAUGAAGAGGUGUUGCUAAUGGAUGUACCAUCCAAAUUAGACUUUUUCGCUCAGACCAUCAAGUUAUACAACAUACUUGCCGAUAUUCUCAACUCGGUUUAUCCCAAUGAUCAACUUGACAACAACCCACAAAUAUUGCUUGAUAUUUUCAAAUUUGAGCACAGACUACACAACUUUGAAGCGAAUUUGCCUAACCACCUACACUUUAGUGCUGAAUUACAAAAAAUGGUUCCCUUUGCGAGACAAAGUAUAGUAUUACACAUCAGAGUGCUUCAUCUCAAAAUACUACUUUAUCGUCCAGUGUUGUUUCCAAAAAAGUCCAAUACAUUUGAAGUCAAGGGCUCUGAGUUGUACACGUCAUCACAAAGGUCGGUUGCAUUACAUUGCAUAACUUUAGCCAUGGAAUUCCUCGAAGUUAUCUCCAAAUAUCGUGCUGGAGAUAUUGUUUACUUGCCAGCCCACUGGUACAAUGUGUUUUAUAUUUAUUCAAUUGGAACUGUUCUUCUUGCAGCAAAUCUCCAAGUUACCUUACAUAAGGAUAUGGAUAUGGUGGCAUUUGAAAGAGCAUGGAGCUUGUGUUUGGAAAUGCUUCGUUCGUAUACUCAACAGUCUGAAUCAGCAAGUCGUUGUCUAGAGGUUUUGGAAAUGAUGGGAAACAAAGUUCAAAUAUCAUCACGAAGAUUAGCCACGCAAGCGAAUACUCCUAGUAAUGAUGUUAUUACACUUCGGGAGCUGGAAAUGCACUACAGCCCUGGCUCCACGUCACCAGAGGUGCCUACAGAUGUGUUGUACUCUUUGCUUUACGAUACUGCUGGUCCGUUUGGAGGUCCUUUCCAUUUUGCGGAUGAUAUAGCUGCAUUUCACUUACGUUAG